Messenger RNA from Myripristis murdjan (pinecone soldierfish), 2921 nucleotides. Its product is annotated as neurotrypsin-like. Gene Ontology annotation, cellular component: membrane. The transcript has 14 exons. Bases 1 to 2853 code for a protein of 950 amino acids. The record is from RefSeq and is a predicted model, not a curated record. Lineage: Eukaryota; Metazoa; Chordata; Actinopteri; Holocentriformes; Holocentridae. Gene Ontology annotation, biological process: proteolysis. Gene Ontology annotation, molecular function: serine-type endopeptidase activity.
AUGUUCGUCUCUGACUCGUGUCCUUCUCCUCUCGUCUUGCAGGUGGUGGCUGACGACAGUUACUUAAACGAGGUGCAGGGCUCAGCGCCUCUCUCCUGCUCUGAGGGAUUCACAGAACUGGGUUACUACAAUGGCACCGUGUCCCAGACGGACUCUGGCGCCCCCUGUCUGAAGUGGACCGAGUUUCCAGACUACGUCCUGCAGUACCCAGGCAGAGGGCUGGGCGACCACAGCUACUGCAGGAACCCGGACCGGGAGUCCAACCCCUGGUGCUUCUUCAGGCAGAACUCGGGGGCCAUUGGAUGGGCCUACUGUGACUGCCACCAAGGUGCUGCUCGGCUGGUUGAUGGGUCGUCCUCUGGCAGCGGGCGUGUGGAGGUCUACCUGAAUGGCCAGUGGGGGGCGGUAUGUGACUCUCACUGGACAGACAGAGAUGCCAGUGUGAUCUGCCGGCAGCUGGGCCUGGGUGAGAUCGGCACAGCAUUGCAGCAUUCGCAGUUUGGAUCGGGCCCCGGCCUCUUCCACUAUGAGCGUUUGGGUUGCCGUGGCGACGAGAACACCCUGAGCAAAUGCCGGAGCAGGACGUUCGUCACCGGCGACUGUAACCAUGGAAACGAGGCGGGAGUGGUGUGUGCACCUCCGGAAGGCAGCGGCCCUCCUCUGCGAUUGGUUGGAGGUGAGGAAGACUUCGAGGGCCGGGUGGAGGUUUUCCACGCAGGCAGGUGGGGCUCCGUCUGCGAUGACCAAUGGGACGACAGAGACGCUGAGGUGGUCUGCAGACAGCUGGGCUUCGGGGGUGUGGCGAAGGCCUGGUCGUGGGCCCACUUCGGUCAGGGCUCAGGGCCGAUCCUGCUGGACGCUGUGAAGUGCACAGGAAACGAGCUGUUCCUGGAUCAGUGUCCUCACGGUGACUGGGAGCAGCACAACUGUGACCACAUGGAGGACGCUGGGGUCUCCUGCAGCCCUUACACAGAUGGUGUGGUGCGUCUGGUUGGAGGAGACCGUCCCUGGGAGGGCCGUGUCGAGGUGUUUCAUAACGGUGACUGGGGGACGGUGUGUGAUGACCACUGGACGCAGCAACACGCACAGGUGGUCUGCAGACAGCUCGGGUACAGGGGUCACGCCGAGGUCGUGGCAGAUGGGACAUUUGGUGAGGGCGUCGGUUUAAUCCUAUUGGAUGAUGUCCACUGCGACGGAUCGGAGACCUCCCUGCUGGACUGCAGGCACGGGAUCUGGGGACGGACCGACUGCUCCCACGGCGAGGACGUCGGGGUGCGCUGCAGGGGAAGACCCAGCCAGGAGACCAAUGAGGUGCCGGUUAUUGCUCCGGCCACAGGUCCCCUGGUGCGUCUUGCGGGUGGCAGCAGUCGGAAGGAGGGCCGAGUCGAGGUGUAUCUCAACGGUGAAUGGGGCAGCAUUUGCGACUCCGGCUGGAACGACCUCAACGCGGCCGUGGUGUGCAGGCAGCUCGGACACAGGCUAGUCGGUGGAGCGGUAGCCGCUGGAGGGUUCAGCCAGGGGAAAGGACCCAUCCACCUGGACCAGGUGAGGUGCACGGGGAAGGAGGAGUUCCUGGGAGAGUGUCCCUCUCUGGGUCAGAGCAUCCAGGGCUGCAGGCGCAGGGAGGAUGCAGGGGUGAGGUGUGAUGUGGCCCCGCAGGCUUCAGAGGAGCACACCAAGCCUCCAGAGCUCACCUGCGGCCUGAGGAAGAUCGCCGAGGAAGGGAGCAACGGGAAAAACCAAGGAGAGGAAAACACGCUCAGGACCACGUGGCCAUGGGAGGUGUCCGUGUGGCUUCAGUCUCAAGGUGAAGAUGGCAGUCCUCUCUGCAGCGGCACUCUGAUCAGCCCCUGCUGGGCCCUCACAUCUGCCAGCUGCUUCACCAGGUUUGGCAGUGAUCCGUCCAGGUACGUGGUGCGUAUCGGGGCCUCGGAGCGAUCUGCCGCCCCAGAGCAGGUGGUGCUUCACAGGAAGUUCAAGGGCCAGAGUGGAGGUCACGACCUGGCUCUGCUGAGGCUGCCCAGCUCCAAGGGCCACUGUGUAACCUUUGACCCCAACACGAACGCAGCAUGCCUCCCUACCUCAGACCUGCCAUCGGGGGGGAAGACGCCAUCUUCUUGUGUUGUCACCGUUACAUCAGGCUGGACAGGGCCAGAUUCAGUACUUGCAUCCUGGGUCCCUCUGAUGUCGUCAUGGCAAUGCAAGAAGCGCUAUGGCGACAGCUACUCCAGCCAUGGCACGCUCUGCGCUGGUAGCCCUCCUGACACCAGCCGUCUCCACGGUGACGGUUGUCAGGGCAACUCUGGAGGCGGGCUGGUGUGCCAGGGGGAGGCGGGCCACUGGAUGCUCACCGGGGUUGUUGCCGGGGGUUACGGGUGCGCCGACCCCUCCUCUCCGGCGCUGUACACCCGAGUCAGCCGGUUCAGGAGCUGGAUCGAGGAGGUCACGAACACACCCGCCGAAAAGCAGAACACACACGCACACAAGGGGCACACACACACGGAAGACCCGAGCACACACUUUGAAGACGAUCACGCCAACACACAGGUGACACACGGUCACACACAGGAGGACCGCUCACACACCCACGACGAGCUGGCAUACACUAACGACCUGACACAUACCGACGAUGACGUAACACACACCCACGAGGAACACACACACGUCGAGGGCAAGGAUAAAUACUUUCACAUGCACGGCAAGCUCAAACACACACACGACCAGCACAGCGACACGGAAACAAACGAAAUCGGGGAGUUUAGACAGAAACACACGCACACUCGCGGCCCUCACACACACACCAAGAACACACAUCCUCACAACGCCGACACAAACACACACAUCCCGGUCUGACUGAGGCCGUGCCAUUGGCUUACCAUCUGUGCCAUGUGACUGCCUGAGGAGGAAGGAGGGGGGAAAAA